Molecule: messenger RNA, 1504 nt
Organism: Bufo bufo (common toad)
Lineage: Eukaryota; Metazoa; Chordata; Amphibia; Anura; Bufonidae
Gene: POLR1E
Product: RNA polymerase I subunit E
Exons: 12
Coding region: 79-1308 (409 amino acids)
Biological process (GO): RNA polymerase I preinitiation complex assembly; nucleolar large rRNA transcription by RNA polymerase I; transcription elongation by RNA polymerase I
Cellular component (GO): RNA polymerase I complex
Molecular function (GO): DNA binding
Source: RefSeq, a predicted model, not a curated record
UUUGUAGCAUUCGUUAGUUUGUUGGGUUCCUCCCACAGCCUUGGAGGAAGUUCCUCAGCACACGUGUAAGGAGGAGACAUGGCUGGUAAAGCUACCUGGGAAUACCGAGGAGACCCGGAGCGGCCCGCGCUGCUGGUUCAGUUUGCCAAUGGCAGCAUUCAGACUCCAGAAAAUGUCAAUUUUACGUUAUAUAAAAACAAGACUAAAAAGCAAAGGAUUUUGACAGCAGAAACAGAAAGACUGAAUUAUGUCGGAAAAAGUUUCACACCUGAAGCGUUGAAGUCCAGCUCCCUGUGCAGGUAUUUUGUUGGCGUACGGAAUAAACAGACUGGAAAGAUGGAGGUGUAUGACGCUGAGCAUUUUAACAUGCAGCCAAUAUUGGAGGACAGCAGUGCUGAGGAGCAACAAACUGAAGAUACCACAGACCAGUCAAGCAAAACUUACGGAGAAAAGAUUGAUGCUCUGAUUGAAGCCUUUGGUACUAACAAGCAGAAACGUGCUCUGAGUUCACGAAAGCUGAACCAAGUCGACAGUGAAAUUAUAAGUAAAGAAAUGGCAAAGGCGGCUGAGGGGAUUAUUGAGGCCAAGGGAACAACAGAACUGGUGCAAGAAGUUGUGCACAGGAAAGAGGAGGAGGUCUGUUCACUAUUCUUGCCUCCAUGUAACGCUGAAGCAGACAAACAAGAGGACGUUUACAGAUUUCAUGACCUCAUCUCUCCAUUGGAAUAUGCUGCUCUGGAAAAUGUUGCUGCUCCUUUUAAGAAUAUCACACCAGAAGAACUCCAGGAGAAGAUAGAUAAAAAACAACAUAGUGCUUAUGUACUGCGAGAACUUGGUGAUAUUAAGCAUGCAACAGACCCCGAUCGGCAAGCCCGUGCUUUGUGGUAUCUGGACACUCUCGUCAAACUCAGCCAAUCUAAGAUUGUGAAAUGGAAGGAUCUUGCUGCUAUGGAAUGUCCAAAUAUUGUAAUUAGCAACUUUUUGAAGAAUUUCACCACCUCAGUAUUUAGGAAGGAAAGGGUACAGAAUUCAAUAUCGGCGACAAUGAAAUGUAAAAUUGUGUCAUAUGCCCUAGCAUUGGCAUUGCAUAUUUCUGAUUUUCAAGUGGACCUGACAUUAUUACAGAGGGAUCUAAAACUGACAGAGAACAGGAUGCUUCAAAUCGCUAGAGCCAUGAGGCUGAAGAUAAGCAAGAGAGUGAUGUUCACCAGCUUGUCUCUGGGUGAGGGGCACAGACUGGGCAUACUGGAACUUCCUCUGGCAGCGUACAAGCCAAUGUCUGGGGUGAGGAAACGAAGGACAAUGUGAGAAAACCUCUAUUACAGCCUUGUCACAAAUCUUGGAUACAAUUUAAUGCAGCCAGACGGGUCAUGAACUGUGCUGAAUCCUGGUGAAAAAAACUGUUUUGUGUCAUUGUCACUCUGUAUAGCUUACUCUGACAGGUGACAUAAUCUGUACAAAGUUAUCUUUCAGACAUAUUAAUACAAUAAAAAGAAACCAUACC